AUGGAAGAUUCGAGCUCGGACGAUUUGAGCUCGUACAGCUCAAUUGAAGAAAGUGACUUGAGACGAAUUAACUCGAUGGCGAUAAAACAACAGAUUGACACAGGUGCGAAGGCCCCAGAAGGCCGGCCCAUCUGGGAGGCCGACCAUCAUCGUCAUACGAAGGUGACCAAGGAUCUCGCCCGACGUCGUCCGGUCAAAACCAGAAGUGCGCUCUUGUGGAUCUCAUAA
Molecule: messenger RNA, 228 nt
Organism: Peronospora matthiolae
Lineage: Eukaryota; Oomycota; Peronosporomycetes; Peronosporales; Peronosporaceae
Source: the annotation of a GenBank genome assembly